AUCAUAUGACACGCGAAGUCGAAGUCACGGGAUCCAUCUCAGUUUCUCUUCAGAUUUCCUCAAUUUCUCGUGAUUUUCCUGAGCAGCAGCUGCAAUGAGGACUCUGGUGAAGUGCCUUCUCCUGGUGUUUUGCGCCAAUGUGGCGUUCGGCUUCGAAGGAGUGCCUCUACUCCUCUGGGGCAGCACUCAAGGGAAAACCUUGAGCCCUCCAGCCAUCAACUCCCUGGCCAGUGGCAACAUCCUGACUGAUAAUAUCGUGAGCUCCCAGUACACGGUGGUUUUCGUUGGAGACAAACUCAGCCCCGAGGCCUUGAAUGAGUGUGGCGAGAAGAAUUGCUUCCCGUAUCUCGAGAAUGUGCAGCAGAAGACAUACUUCGCCAAUGUGGAAAAUCCCAUUGGACUCUUGGCCACUGUUGGCGACGACCGGAAGACAGAGUGGGUGAAUGCGGGUCACAAGUUGACUCCACAGGCUGGAAAGAUCACUUUUGUCACCCUCACUCCGGGAGACUUCAAUACCCAGGAUGCCGAGAUAGCUCAAGCGGUGAAGGAGAUCGAGGCCACGGGCGAGAAUAACGCCGUCUUCGUCUACACAGCCCAACACAAUGAUGUGGCCGAGGAGAGCAUCACCGCCCGCAGGAUCAAGAGAGAGACCACGAACAAGCAGGACGAGGCAACGGACGAACCCUUCGUCUUCUUCCGCGACAACGAGACGUACAUUAUUUCCUACAGCACCAUCAGCUUCGAGGCUCCUCAGGCGUCUCCCAUGGUGCUGAACUUCACCUCAGCCACUGUGGCGCGUCUCAAUGACAGCGAGGACUCCGGAUUUGCUCUGAACCUGGUCGGCGAGGGUCCGCAGUUGACGUUCGAGAUUCACGGCCUGCACGGGCGCUGGUGGGUCGAGAAGCUGAUCUAUGACGAGAAGGAGUUCUACCUCAACACCUACAUCGGAACUCACAUUGGUUUCUCCUUCGCUUGCACCCCCACAUCGAUCUUCAUAUCGAAGGACGAAGUGCAGACCAACCAGUUCAACCGGCUGCACAUCACCAGACUUCAGCUGGAGCCGCGCUUCAGCACGGACGCCACUGAGCCGUUUAAUGGCUUCAGCGAGCCCUGGGACUGCGUGGGAUUCAUCAGUCCCGGCAUCAUGGGAGGACUCUUCGUCGCCAUUCUCCUGCUGGUCAUCCUGGCGGCGGGACUCUCCUGGAUCAUGGAGAUUCGCACCAUGGAUCGCUUCGACGAUAUCAAGGGCAAGACAAUAACUAUCAAUGUUAACGAGUAAGAAGCCUUAAAUUUCAGGCAGUGCACGAGAAAUAUUCUUGUUGCUAGUAUUUCGUGAAAAAAGACGAAUGUUGUUCAUGUAAAGAAAUUCGAUAAAUAAUAAAAUCUUAGUUGGCUUUUAAAA
Phlebotomus argentipes is the source of this 1402-nucleotide messenger RNA. RefSeq names its product V-type proton ATPase subunit S1 (gene VhaAC45). Lineage: Eukaryota; Metazoa; Arthropoda; Insecta; Diptera; Psychodidae. The record is from RefSeq and is a predicted model, not a curated record. Gene Ontology annotation, cellular component: proton-transporting V-type ATPase complex. The coding region runs from base 95 to 1279 and encodes 394 amino acids. The transcript is spliced from 2 exons.